GGUGUCCUUUGCAAUUUCCCUCACUGUGUCCAAUUUCUGGUAGGUUAGUCAAUCCACUAGUUCCUUCCUCUUGAUUAGGAGUGAAGAAGUAACCACCUCACGGUGACAGGCGCAUUUAGGACCCAGAGGCGUGUGGUCAUCUCCAUGGCGACAGGCAGCCUGAUUAUUCUCAACUGACCUGGAGACUCUGGAAGUUGCCUGGGACUGCUGAGUGUGAGGGGGCCGCAGCCUACGCAACCGCCUGCCGUGCCGCGUGGGGACGGCCACCCUCGGAACCUUCGCCUCCGGCCCACGCUCCCGCGCGGCCCUCCCCACUCCGUCCACCCUUCCAUUAUUUCUUCUCCGUUUUUUUUUUUUUUUUUUUUUUUGACCCCUCAGGUGAGCGGGGCCUCUCGACUAAGCCUCCCUACCGUGACGUAACCUGGGAGAGGGCCGCCCCGCCCGCGGUGUGACGUCAUCACGCCGCGCGGCUGCCGAUCCCGGAGCUUGGAGUACCACAGAGACUGCUCCGCAGCGGCUGGUCCGGGCGGCGGCGGUGGCGCUCCGGCUGCUCAGCCGCCUGUGAGCCCCGUGUCCAGCCCUUCGGCUCGGGCGGCCACAGAGCCCAGAUAUGAUCUUUCAUGUAGCUGUAUUGUCCAAGGAUCCCUCUGUUCUUCCUUCAUAGUGCUUGAUGGGCGGCAUUAUGGCCCCUAAAGACAUAAUGACAAACACUCACGCCAAGUCCAUCCUCAACUCAAUGAACUCCCUCAGGAAGAGCAGCACCCUUUGUGAUGUGACACUGAGGGUGGAGCAGAAAGACUUCCCUGCCCAUCGGAUUGUGCUGGCUGCUUGCAGUGACUAUUUCUGUGCCAUGUUCACUAGUGAGCUUUCAGAGAAGGGGAAGCCAUAUGUUGACAUUCAAGGGUUAACUGCUUCUACCAUGGAAAUCCUGUUGGACUUUGUGUAUACAGAAACAGUACAUGUGACAGUGGAGAAUGUUCAAGAACUGCUCCCUGCAGCCUGUCUACUUCAGCUGAAAGGUGUGAAACAAGCCUGCUGUGAGUUCUUAGAAAGUCAGUUGGACCCUUCUAAUUGCCUGGGUAUCAGGGAUUUUGCUGAAACUCACAAUUGCGUUGACCUGAUGCAAGCAGCUGAGGUUUUUAGCCAGAAGCAUUUUCCUGAGGUGGUGCAGCAUGAAGAGUUCAUUCUGCUGAGUCAAGGAGAGGUGGAAAAGCUAAUCAAGUGCGAUGAAAUUCAGGUGGAUUCUGAAGAGCCAGUCUUUGAGGCCGUCAUCAACUGGGUGAAGCAUGCCAAGAAGGAGCGAGAAGAAUCCUUGCCUGACCUCCUACAGUAUGUUCGGAUGCCCCUGCUGACCCCCAGGUACAUUACUGAUGUGAUAGAUGCUGAGCCUUUCAUCCGCUGCAGUUUACAGUGCAGGGAUCUAGUUGAUGAAGCAAAGAAAUUUCACCUGAGGCCUGAACUCCGGAGUCAGAUGCAAGGACCCAGGACAAGAGCCCGUCUAGGAGCCAAUGAGGUGCUUCUGGUGGUUGGGGGCUUCGGAAGCCAGCAGUCUCCCAUUGAUGUGGUAGAGAAAUAUGACCCCAAGACACAGGAGUGGAGCUUUUUGCCAAGCAUCACUCGGAAAAGACGGUAUGUGGCCUCAGUGUCCUUGCAUGAUCGGAUCUAUGUAAUCGGUGGGUAUGAUGGCCGUUCCCGCCUCAGCUCAGUGGAAUGUCUAGACUACACAGCAGAUGAAGAUGGAGUCUGGUACUCUGUGGCCCCUAUGAAUGUGCGACGAGGCCUUGCUGGAGCUACCACACUGGGAGACAUGAUUUACGUCUCUGGAGGCUUUGAUGGAAGCAGGCGUCAUACAAGUAUGGAGCGGUAUGACCCAAACAUUGAUCAGUGGAGCAUGCUGGGAGAUAUGCAGACAGCUCGAGAGGGUGCAGGACUAGUGGUGGCCAGCGGAAUAAUCUACUGUUUAGGAGGAUAUGAUGGCUUGAAUAUAUUAAAUUCAGUUGAGAAAUAUGAUCCCCAUACAGGACACUGGACUAAUGUUACACCCAUGGCCACCAAACGUUCUGGUGCUGGAGUAGCCCUGCUGAAUGACCAUAUUUAUGUGGUGGGGGGGUUUGAUGGUACAGCCCACCUUUCUUCUGUUGAAGCCUACAACAUUCGCACUGAUUCCUGGACAACUGUCACAAGUAUGACCACUCCACGAUGCUAUGUAGGAGCCACAGUGCUUCGGGGAAGACUUUAUGCAAUUGCAGGAUAUGAUGGAAAUUCUCUGCUGAGUAGCAUUGAGUGUUAUGACCCAAUCAUCGACAGCUGGGAAGUAGUGGCCUCCAUGGGAACCCAACGUUGUGAUGCUGGCGUGUGUGUUCUCCGAGAAAAGUAACUUAUUUGAGCACCAGCUGGAGCUAAUGACUACUCCACGGAACAGAUUGUGGGAGAAUCAAGGAUCCUUUCCAGAAUGUUUAUUUCUCGCUGUGUGCACAGGCUGACUACAGGCACCAGUGCUGUGA
Alexandromys fortis (reed vole) is the source of this 2504-nucleotide messenger RNA. It is a transcript of the gene Klhl12, whose product is annotated as kelch like family member 12. The transcript is spliced from 12 exons. The record is from RefSeq and is a predicted model, not a curated record. Gene Ontology annotation, molecular function: protein binding. The coding region runs from base 671 to 2377 and encodes 568 amino acids. NCBI's taxonomy places the organism in Eukaryota, Metazoa, Chordata, Mammalia, Rodentia, Cricetidae.